GUGAAUUCUCAAAUUAAUAUUCAAAAUCUCAAUAUGGUGAUUUUUAGUUAAAGUGAACUAUAUUCCUUUUAUGUGUUUACUAUAAGCGUUCAUUCAAAAGGAUACCAAUUUAUUUACUCCAAAACGAACAUUUUUCAUCGAUGAGUUUCUAGUCCUGCGCUUUUCAAGAAAAUACGAUAAAAAUGCAGCGAUUGUGGAAGAUUUUUGAAUUAAUUCUCAUCUUGAAUGUAGCAAUUAUCUACUGUAAUAAUUGCCAAAUACCAAAUUAUGACAGUAUUUGUCAGUGUUCUCGUUCCGUGUCAGGAAGAUAUGACAUGGAUUGUCCCAUUAAUUCAACGAGAAAAGAAAUUGACAUUAGAAUUGAAUAUUUCUCACAGCAAAUUGUCAAGAUAUUCUGUCCGAAUAAUGAAAAUUUAUUAUACUUCGAUCACAAUUUAAAUUCAAUUGUAAAAAAUGUCAAGAUAUUGGCUCUACAUAAUUGUCAAUUUGAAGACAUUAAAAUAAAAAAUAUCGCUUCAUUAGUGGGCGCGGAUAAUCUUGAAACCCUGCAAAUUCUCAAUUAUAAAAGAAUGAAUUUUGUCACAUUGCACAAGAGUCAAUUUCAAGAUUUGCCGAAUAUAAAAACAUUGGAAAUAUCCGACACACGUUGCAAUAGUUUAGAUGAAGAUCUAUUGGAAUUCACACCAAAUAUCACGACACUAAUUAUGAGGAAUGAUCAAAUUAAAUCGAUUCCAAAAAAUUUCUUUCAAUUCACACCCAAUCUCAAGAGUAUUGAAUUGGGAAUUAAUAAAAUUAAAGUAUUCGAAGACGGGACUUUCAGUAAUUUGAAGAGUUUAUUAUUUCUCAGUAUUUGGCGAAAUGAAUUGACGAAUUUGGGUGGUAAUAUUUUUGCUGAACUGGAUUCUGUGGAGACAAUUAGUCUCUUUUCCAAUCCACUGACAACGUUGCCUGACGACAUUUUUCACAAGAAUGUCAAUUUAAAAAUGAUCAAUCUCUCGCGGAAUUCGUUCAAAAAUUUACCUGCGGAUUUGUUUAAAAAUUGUCAGCAUCUCAAGAAACUGAAAUUAGAGAACGAAGUACAUCUUUCGACUUUACCGAAUGGAUUUUUGAGCAACUUGACGAAUUUAAUGGAUGUUAAAUUAGAUGCGUCGAAUUUGAAAAGUCUUCCAGAAAAUCUUUUCGAGGGAUCGAGGAAUUUAGUGAAUAUCAGUAUGCAAAAAAAUCAGUUCUCAUCAUUGCCUGCCAGUAUAUUUUAUGGUUUGGACAAAUUGGAACGCCUCGAACUCAAUGAUAAUAAAAUUGGAAAUUUAGAUGACAAGCUUUUUGAUUCUUGUAUCAAUUUGAAAAACUUGAAUAUCAACAACAAUAACAUCGUCACAAUAUCAGAAUUUACAUUUUCAAAACUUGUGAAUUUAGAAACAUUAUUUAUGAAACGGAAUAAAUUGAGUAGCAUUGACAGACAAGCAUUCUACUCUUUGCAUCGUUUGAAGAAAACUUCUUUUGCAUUUAAUAAUUUAACAACAGUGUCAGUAACAAAAUACGGCUGUGAAUCUGUAUUUAACAGAUGCAAUCAAUUAGAAUUAUUGGAUUUAUCUUACAAUAAAAUACCAGAGUUGUGCGACGAUUGGAUCAGAUUUCCUGGACAUAAUUUCAACUUUUUGAAUCUCUCUCACAACGAUAUUAAUUCUUUAACCGUGGAUGAUUUGGAUAUUAAAAAUCAAAAGGAUUUCACUGUCGAUUUAUCUUUCAACAAGAUAACGAAUGUUAAUUUAAAUGAUCCAUUUAAUGAGAAUUUUGAAGAGCGAUUCAACGGAGAACGUCGAAGUUCAGUUGUAUUAUUUUUAAAUAAUAAUCCAAUCGAAUGUGACUGUGCGUUAUACGAUUUUCUACGAUAUUUGGAUGGUUCAAUGAUGAAUGUGAGGGAUACAUUGACUAUAAAAACAGGACCAAUGAAAUGUUUCAAUUCGAAAAUGUACGAGGAUAUUUUAUUGUCGGAAUUGAAUUCCAAGAGUUACAAGUGUAUUCCACCGAUGGAGGCAAUUAAUCAUCUUGAAAUGUGUCCUAACAGUUGCGACAAGUGGAUAAGACCGUUUGACAAAACAUUUAUUUUCAACUGCUCCUAUAGGAAUUUGUAUCAAGCACCAGAGAGUUUGUGCUCGCUAAGAGAUGAAAAUUUUGUCAAUGAACUCGAUCUCACUGGGAAUCAUAUCAAAAUUAUUCCCAAUCUUCAGCAAAAUGGUUAUAAUAAUUUAUCUCGACUUACAUUGUCGCAUAAUCAAAUUUCGACCAUUUCCAGAAAUGUACUUCUUCAUUCAACACUUGAGAAAUUGGAACUUGAUCAUAAUCAGCUCACGAGAAUUGCACCGGAUGUUAUUCACAAAUUGAAAUUAUCCGUGAAGAAGAUGAAACUGGGAAAUAAUCCAUGGCAAUGUGAUUGUGAGACAAGAAGUUUGCAGAUAUUUGUUCACAUGAAAAAUACAACGGUCGAAGAUGAGGAGCACGUUAUUUGCAAGAAUUUCAACAGAAUGCUGACGAGAUUGACAAUCGACGAAUUGUGUCCAUCGAAUCUCGAAUUAAUUGUCAUCGCCAGUAUAUUCACUGCCGUAUUGGGACUGACUUUCGGUCUCAUCGCAACAUUUUACUAUCGUUAUCAGCAGGAGAUAAAAAUUUGGCUCUACGCGAAUAAUCUUUGUCUCUGGUUCGUCACCGAGGAGGUUCUUGACAAGGACAAACCAUACGACGCUUUCGUCAGCUACUCCCACAAGGACGAGGAAUUUGUCGUCAAUGAACUGAUGGAGAAAUUGGAGAAGGGCCCAAGAUCCUUUAAACUUUGCGUUCAUUUUCGAGAUUGGCUCGCGGGCGAAUGGAUUCCAUAUCAAAUCGCAAGAUCCAUCAAGGAUUCGAGGAGAACGAUUGUCGUUGUGUCGCCAAAUUUCAUUGCAAGUGAGUGGGGUAAAUUGGAAUUUCGUACUGCUCACAAAGAAGCGCUUAACGAGGGAAGGGCGCGAAUUAUCGUUAUACUCUACGGCGAUAUUGGACCCAUCGAUAAAUUGGAACCGGAUUUGCAAUCCUAUCUGACAAUGAACACCUACGUCCAAUGGGGUGAUCCUUGGUUUUGGAAUAAACUCCGCUAUGCAUUGCCCCAUAAAUCGGACGCUGUUUAUGGUCCGAAGAAAUACAAGAAUCUCAGUAAGACAAUUAUUCCUUUGAAUUUCAACAAAAUUGAGGUGAAACAAUUUUCCGAAAGUGGUCUAACGCCAUUGAAUAAUAAUGCGAAAAUCUUUUCCAAUGAUAAAGUCAUCAUCGACAUGAGUGACGAAGAGUGUAAUAAAUUAAACACUCAUUGCUAGUUCUCUUUGCAUUUCGAAAGUUAAGAAUUCAAAAAAUGUAAAUAUUAUUAUUUCGAUACAGAUUAAUGCAAAAUUUUUCAUCAAUUUGCCAGAAUUUUGCAUUUUUAUUUUUUAAUUUUUAAAUUUUUAAAUUUCAUAAAGAAAAAUAAGACAAUAUUUGCAAAAGUUUUUACCAAGUGUAAACAAUACAGUGAUAUUGUUAUUUUUUUAAAGUUUCAAUUCAUGAAACUGUUCAAAAGUAUUUUGUAAUAUUUAUCAAAACUAUACGUAAUGAUGGAUUGAGAGUUUAUAGUCUAUUUUUGAUUAAUUAAAAUAAGGCUGUUUUAGAAUUAAGACUAAUUAGAUAAAUAUUGUAAAAAGUCUUCUGUAGCCUCGAAAAUUUCGCCUUAGAAAGCAGAUUCGAGUUUCGUUUCAAAUUUAAAAGCAUUUUGAAUUUUUGAUUUAUUUAAAAAAUUUUACUCCAGUUGGAAAAAAACGUGGUAAUUGUAAAUAUAGAAUUUAAGUUUGAUUUAAAGAGAGUCUGAAUUAUGUGAAUGAGCUGAAAUGUAUGAAUUUAUCGGUUGAAAAUUAACUCUGCAUUAUUUUUUGAAUU
This is a messenger RNA of Leptopilina heterotoma, 3942 nucleotides long. RefSeq names its product protein toll (gene Tl). NCBI's taxonomy places the organism in Eukaryota, Metazoa, Arthropoda, Insecta, Hymenoptera, Figitidae. Gene Ontology annotation, cellular component: membrane. Gene Ontology annotation, biological process: toll-like receptor signaling pathway; immune response. Gene Ontology annotation, molecular function: transmembrane signaling receptor activity; protein binding. The transcript is spliced from 5 exons. The coding region runs from base 183 to 3350 and encodes 1055 amino acids. The record is from RefSeq and is a predicted model, not a curated record.